CUGUCAGACAUGGCAGUCCUCUAACUCACAUAAUCAAGUCAUCGACUUCAUUGUGACUACUCAUCAAGCACAAACCAACAUAAUGCUCUCAUCAAAGUCUUUCCGUACAGCGCCCUUGCAGCGAGUCAUCUCGAGGCAACCCGCUCUGUCAUUCGGCAGCUCAGCCUCUAGAUUCCGUAUUAUCCUCCCCUCGCAGAAACUCACAACCAACCCUUAUUCAAAAGUCCAGCCUUGUCUUCGAUCGGCAUCCUUCGCAACAAGCACCGAAGCUUCGGCUCCAACGCCCGAGGAGCCAGUCAACCAGAACUUUGCAGCCGUUGCAACAGGCGGUAUCCCAUAUCCCGGAAUUCCCAAGAUCGAGGACCCAUAUCAAAAGCGACAAUGGCAAUUGGAGCACAUGGCCGGUGCCUUUCGCGUGUUUGCCCGUAUGGGAUUCACUGAGGGUGCUGCGGGACAUAUCAGUGUGAGAGAUCCUGUUGAUCCUAAUACCUUUUGGAUUAACCCUAUGGGUGUUCACUUCGGAAUGCUUGAGGCAGGCCAUAUGGUUCACAUCAACGAAGACGGUCAAGUUAUCGGCGGUAACCGAGUCGCCGUUAACGCAGCUGGUUUUACAAUCCACGCCGCUAUUCAUAAAGCCAGACCAGAUGUAGACGCUGCAUGCCACGCUCACUCCAAGUAUGGAAAGGCAUGGUCGACAUUUGGAAAGCCCCUCGAGAUGAUCAGUCAAGAUGCUUGCAUCUUCUACAACGACCACAGCGUGUACUCCAAUUUUGGAGGUGUUGUCUUUGAGGACGAUGAAGGUGCUCGUAUUGCCAAAGCACUCGGUCCGAAGAAUCGAUCGGUCAUUCUGCAGAACCAUGGGUUGUUGACGGCGGGUAAAACAGUUGAUGAAGCGGCGUACUUGUUCUCGCUUAUGGAGAGGACGUGUGAGAUACAGCUCUUGGUGGAAAGUACUGGACUGCCGAGGCAGAUUAUUGGUGAUGAAGAGGCUGAGUACACUUAUCGAUACAAUGCUGACCCUGAGGCGUUGUAUACUGAGUUCCAGCCUGAUUUCGAAUACGAGGUUUGGAAGUCUAAUGGUAAGCUAAAAUCGGGUGUUAACUAAGAUGGGAUACCCAGGUGAUGGUGCUUUAAAAUGAGAAGCGUUAGCAUGAAUGGUCAUUUCAGAAUCCCUAGUCUUCAAGCUCGUAAAACGCGAUU
Messenger RNA from Fusarium redolens, 1200 nucleotides. Its product is annotated as class II aldolase/adducin N-terminal. The transcript has 3 exons. Lineage: Eukaryota; Fungi; Ascomycota; Sordariomycetes; Hypocreales; Nectriaceae. Bases 83 to 1105 code for a protein of 340 amino acids. Gene Ontology annotation, cellular component: cytoskeleton. The record is from RefSeq and is a predicted model, not a curated record. Gene Ontology annotation, molecular function: actin filament binding.